This is a messenger RNA of Cornus florida, 3277 nucleotides long. RefSeq names its product disease resistance protein RPM1-like. The coding region runs from base 70 to 2904 and encodes 944 amino acids. Gene Ontology annotation, molecular function: ADP binding. Gene Ontology annotation, biological process: defense response to other organism. NCBI's taxonomy places the organism in Eukaryota, Viridiplantae, Streptophyta, Magnoliopsida, Cornales, Cornaceae. The record is from RefSeq and is a predicted model, not a curated record. The transcript is spliced from 2 exons.
GAAGGAAAAAAAAAGGGUUAAUCACCGGAAAACUCUCAGAGAACUCACUGCAAGAACAAUCAAACGAAAAUGGCUGAGACUGCCGUGGUGACUCUAUUAAACAAGAUUGAACAUUUAUUCCGGGAAGAGGGGAAACUGUUGGUGGUGCCUCUCUUAGACAAGGUUGAACAUUUAUUCCCGCAACAGCUGAAACUGUUGGUACGAUUAGGGAAAGAAGUUGAGUUCAUCAAAUCUGAAUUCAUGUCCCUGAAUGCAUUCCUUAGAGAUGCAGAUGUAACGGAAGAGAGUGACUUGGUACUCCAAUUAUGGGUUAAGGAAGUGCGAGAGGUUGCUCUUGACACGGAAGAUGCUAUUGACGAACUUCUGCUCCGGGUGGCGAUCCGUACGGCGUAUCAUCAUCAUCAUCACAGCAACGGCGGUUUUAUUGGAAAGGUAUUUUUCUUUAUCAAGACGUUGAAGUCCCGUCAACGGUUUGCUUUCGAAUUACAGAGCAUCAGAUGUAGAGUCAGGGAGAUUGGUGAGAGACAUCAGAAAUAUCAUCAUCCGAAGUUUAACAUCAUCUCAGGGCAAGGCUCAAGCUCUACCACCGUGGUUAAAAACAAACGGUGCAAUAUACGAGGUGAUGCGCUCUUGCAAGAAGAAGCUGAGCUUGUGGGCAUCGACUGGCCGAAAAGUGAGCUGAUUAGGUGGUUGUUCGAUGAUUAUCAUUCAGAGAAAAAAGUGAUUUCUGUGGUGGGGAUGGGAGGGUUGGGUAAAACCACCCUUGUUAAGAAAGUCUACGAUCAAGCAGUGAGGAAACAUUUCGAGUCGCAGGCCUGGAUCACUGUUUCUCCAUCAUUCAAGAUGAAAGACCUCCUAAUAGACAUGAUUCAACAGCUAAAGGGAUCAGUAGCCCAAGAAAUGGAGAGGAUGAACACUGAAAGGCUGAUGUAUAUCAUCCAUGAAUUCCUGCAGGGGAAGAGGUACCUGGUUGUUUUGGAUGACGUUUGGGACAUUCCAUUUUGGGAAGAUAUGAACAAUGCUCUGCCCAACAGUUAUGGCAGCCGCAUCAUGCUUACAACACGUUCUAAUGAUAUAGCUUCCCCCUCUUGCGGAGAAGCUAAUCAUAACCUCUACACUUUGAAUCCCCUGUCUUCUGAAGACUCGUGGGCUCUAUUUUGUAGAAAGGUGUUUGGGAGAAACCCCUGUCCUCCAGAAUUGGUAGAACUUUCUCGAAGUUUCUUACAAAGAUGCGAGGGGCUGCCCCUUGCAAUCGUGGCGAUUGGCGGCGUUUUGGCAACAAAGACGAAGACUUUUGAGGAAUGGAGAAAGCUUGAUAGCAGCCUCGAAUUCGGAUCACUAAGCAACAACGUGAUGAUGAAAGGGAUUAACGAUGUGCUCUCUCUUAGUUACAACCAUUUGCCUUACUAUCUCAAAAUUUGUUUCUUGUACUUGAGCAUCUUUUCCAGAAAUCAAGAAAUCGAGUGUAUGAGACUCAUUCGACUGUGGAUGGCAGAAGGAUUUGUGCAAGUCAGCCAAGGGAUGACAAUUGAAGAAGCUGCAGAGGAAUAUCUCCACCAGCUUAUCAAUAGAAGUUUGAUCCAAGUGGCGACGGCAACAGAAGAUGGAAGAUUCAAAACAUGCCGUAUCCAUAACCUUUUCUUUGAGUAUAUCAACUUCAAGAAAAGAGGAGAGAAUAUUGCAGCAAUAGCUAGCCAAGAAAACAUGAGAUGGCCGGACAAAAUUCGACGCCUAUCAAUCCACAAUACCUCGAUAGAUGUUCAACAAAGUAAGCAAUAUUUUUCUAAACUUCGUUCAUUGUUCAUGUUUGGGGUGACUGAUCCCAAAUCCAUGUCAUCAUUGCCUAAGUUGUUGAAUGGUGGUUUGAGGCUGCUCAAGGUUUUAGACAUGAGAGGUGCUUCUUUGGAAACACUUCCGAAUGAAAUUUUCCAACUGUUCCAUCUUAGGUAUCUAAGCUUGAGAGGAACCAAAGUCAAAAAGCUUUCAAGUUCCAUUGAAAACCUUCAAAAUCUACAAACUUUGGAUCUUAAAGACACCUAUGUCACUGAGUUGCCCGUUCAGAUCCAAAAACUCCGAGGACUUCGCCAUCUCCUAGCAUAUCGUUACAAUAUGGUAAAAGGUUAUCAGAAACUGAACCAUAUAAAUGGAUUUAAAGCAUUCAUUGGAAUUGGAGGUUUGUCAUCCCUACAGAAACUCUGUUAUAUUGAUGCAAGCAAUGGCAGUAUCCUUGAAGAGCUAGGGAGGCUGACCCAACUGAGGAGAUUAGGGAUUGUCCAGCUGAAAGGGGAAGAUGGGGUGGCACUGUGCUCCUCCAUUAAAACGUUGAGCAACCUUCGCUCGUUGGCUAUAAGUUCAGUAAAUGAGGACGAGAUUGUUGAUAUUCAAUCUUUGUCUUUUGAUCCUCCUCCUUUUCUUCAAAGGCUAUAUCUUCGUGGACGUUUACAGAUGUUACCACACUGGAUAGCAGAUCUUCAUAACCUGGUCAGUGUACAUUUAGAGUGGAGCAAGUUAGAAGAUGAUCUGUUGCAAUCCUUUCAAAAUUUGCCCAACCUGGUACAGGUUGAACUUCAUCAAGCUUAUGAAGGGGAAGAAUUGUGUUUCAAGUCUGGAGGAUUCCAAAAGCUAAAGACAUUACGGCUUUCUGAAUUGAACAAUUUGAGAUCGGUGCUAAUGGAGGAGAGCGCGAUGCCCUGUCUUGAAAAGCUAUAUAUUUCUAACUGUGAAUUGUUAGAGGAAGUGCCCCCAGGCAUUGAAUAUCUAAAAAAACUUAAACUGCUUGACUUGGGUGGUGUGCCUUAUCCAUUGUAUAAGAGCCUGAACCGUGAGAUGGAAGGCAAGGAUUACGAGAAAAUAGCUCAUAUCCCCAAUGUUUACAUUGAAGUUUCCAGAAGUCGGUUUCUAUAGGUUGAAGCAACUAUGAGAAAGAGGAAAGACGAAGAACUUGUCCUGACCAGGACCCUUGGGAGUGACUCAUAGCUAGUGUUGCUAAAAGGCCUCCCGGUAUCAUGCAGCAGACACAGAAGGGCUAAAGGAGGCAGAGUAUUUGAUACUUUUCACCCAGCCUUCCUUUAUAUUGAAAGUACUCUUAAAUUUGUAGAAAUUGUAAUAUUUUCUUCCUUGUUGGUGAGUGUAUUGAACUAAUUUGGCAUUUGAUGGACAUUGUAAUAUAAAACUGCUUCAUUUGUGUGUAAUAAGCUCAGUACUAUGAGAAAACAUCUUUAUGUACAUCUCUAAACAUGUGUAUUUUAUGAAUUUAGAAUAUAUAUAUAUAUAUAUC